AUGCAAAAGAUGGCAACAGCUCCGGUGGGGGUGAGCGGCAUCGUCGCACGAGCGCUGACGCUGGUGGAGAAGGUGCAGGGAGCCGGCCAGCACAAGGUCGAUGCCUCCCACGAUUCCUUUCACGUCCUCCGCGUUCUUGCCACCGCUCGUCGACUUGCCGACGAGGAGAGACGACGCGGCGUAGCGGUCGACGAGACGGUGGUGGACUUGGCUGCUGUCCUACACGACGUCGACGAUUGGAAGUACCGCGCGCCCACUGAUGACCCCUCCCUGUCGCACGCCCAACAAUUCCUUGAGGGCGAAAAGGAAGUAACGGAGGAGAUGCGGCACGCGGUGCUCGAGGUAAUCCGGAACAUGGGCUUCAAGGAGCAGCUGUCCAGCAGCGGCCAGCGCGAUCACGCCGUGCCUCUUCGGCCAGAGUUGGCCAUCGUACAGGAUGCAGACCGCUUGGACGCGAUCGGUGCCAUUGGAGUUGCGCGCACCUUCACCUUCUCAGGCGCGAAGCGACCGGGUACGCCGUUGUACGACCCUUCGUGCCCUCCGCGUACCACAAUGACCAAGGAAGAAUACGUGUCCAACCCAAACGGCUCAGCCAUCAAUCACUUCCAUGAGAAGCUGUUGAAGCUGAAGGACAUGAUGAACACCGAGACCGGAAAGCGCAUGGCCGAGAAACGGCAUGCAUUCAUGCUCCAGUUCCUGGACCAGUUCAACGAUGAGUGGAAUGGCGACUCUUGA
Molecule: messenger RNA, 735 nt
Organism: Acanthamoeba castellanii str. Neff
Lineage: Eukaryota; Discosea; Longamoebia; Acanthamoebidae
Product: HD domain containing protein
Exons: 7
Coding region: 1-735 (244 amino acids)
Source: RefSeq, a predicted model, not a curated record